AUGACUUCUUGGCUUCGCCCCGAAAAGAAAGAAGAUCAAAAACCUCCGCAACUGAAAUCAAGAAUACCAGUCAGAAUGACUCGCCUAUGCAGUGAUAAUGUCAGAAGUUCCUCGUCAAGGGACAAAGCAGAUAAAACAGCGCGUCUGCAAAAAGAUAUAGAAAGCAAAGUUCAAAGCAAGCAAUCAUCGCGGAUUCCGAUUGCGGUGAAUGGGAGGAAGACCAAAGUUGAUUCUAAAGAUAAUGUACCCAUGAAUUUCAAAACUACUCGAAGAGGAAAGCCUUUCGGAGGAGAUUCAGGUAUGUUUAUUUCCCAGCAAGUAGCCAGCAUUAGUUUUUUCACUUUUUUUAGAACGGUUUCAGGCGAACGGCUGGAAUCAUCAUAUUGUCUGUGUUAUAACAUACGCUGUAGGUAAAAAAAAGCAGCAACUGAGAUAAAUUGGCGGAAACCACGUUGUACAGGGCUGAAAAUAUGUUAUUUGAAUGUUCUUCGAUUUAUAAAAGUCGAUGAGUAAGACUUGUUUUUAACUUUAAAUUCCUAUUUAAUGUAGAAAAAGAUUACUACUAUAUUGUUUCUCGUUUGUCAUCACAUUUCUAUUCAUUUAUUAGUUUAUUAGCUAUUUGUUCAGUUUUCAUUUUUUUUUUUUUAUUUUUUUAAUCUAUUUAUUUACAUAUUUUAACCAUAUGUCAACUGAAUAAAGGUUUUCCUCAAGUUGUUGAGAUUUUGAUCUAGAAUUAAAAAGGCUUCUUUUGGCUGCUAAAUUCAUCAGUCAUCUUGUUUAUUUUAAGCCACUUAGUCCAUGCUCGUUUGCACAAACUAGAGGUAAAUUUCUGCAGUUACAGCUUCAUGACAUUUGCUAAAGAAAUGAAACGUUUGGACCUAUCUUUUCUUAGGGAGAGCUAAUUGGUAAUCUUGAUUUGAUCACAGGUAUUAAACUGCGAGAAACUCACAGUAAACAAGACAAGAAGACCGCAAGUACCAUUCCUUCAACCACAGCUAAAGAAAGUAGUUAUAGGCGCGCUCAGAAAACGACGCCAAUUGUCAGGCGACGUGUACCACGACAGCUUACACCAACAGAGACAGGGUCGAAACAGGUAAAUCUGGGAGGAAAAUGUUAUUUCAGUAAAUACCAAACGUGAAGUAUUUCACAGUGACAUCUGUCUCUUUUGGAGGGUCUGGAACUUACUAAUAUGAUUAACCUUUGUUUUACAUCUUCGCGAAUUAAGAAUGUUAGGUUUAUAAGGAAUAUCCAGAAAUAUAACAGCUGCAACAAAAACAACGCAUUUUUUGCUUAAAUAAUCAGGUUUGCGAGGAUGAGAAAGAAUCACGAGAAGAAAGCUCAGCAAGAGAGAUAUCAUCUGCAGCCAAGGCGGAAGAGGUCGCGCCUGAGGUCACCACAGGUAAACAAAGCAGUUACAGGCGCUCUCAAAAAACGACCCCAAUUGUCAGGCGACGUGUACCACGACAGCUUCCACCAGUAGAGACAGAGACCAAACAGGUAAAUCUAGGAGAAAAAUGUUAUUUCAGGAAAUACCAGAUGUGAAGUAUUUCACAGUGACAACUGUCUCUUCAGAGGAUCUGGAACUUAAAAUCGUGAUAAGCCAUUGUUUCACAUCUUCGUGAACUGAAUUAGGAAUGUUAGGUUUAUGAGGAAUAUCCAGAAAUAUAACUGCUGCAACAUAAACAACGCAUUUUGUGCUUAAAUAAUCAGGUUUGCAAGGAUGAGAAAGAAUCACGAGAAAAAAGCUCAUCAAGAGAGAAAUCAUCUGCAGCCAAGGCGGAAGAGGUCACGCCAGAUUUUGAAUGUAAUGAUGCACUUGUGCAUGAGGAAAAGCUUCGUUUGGGGGCUAAAUCAGAUUUUAGUGGUAACGAGAUUGGCGACGACUUUAUAUGUUACUCAAAAUCUUGCGACGAGAAAGCAAUGCCCAAUGUGCCCCAACGGCUGAUAGAGGAGUACAAG
Molecule: messenger RNA, 1959 nt
Organism: Pocillopora meandrina
Lineage: Eukaryota; Metazoa; Cnidaria; Anthozoa; Scleractinia; Pocilloporidae
Source: the annotation of a GenBank genome assembly